Messenger RNA from Argentina anserina (silverweed cinquefoil), 1380 nucleotides. RefSeq names its product zinc finger protein CONSTANS-LIKE 5. NCBI's taxonomy places the organism in Eukaryota, Viridiplantae, Streptophyta, Magnoliopsida, Rosales, Rosaceae. Gene Ontology annotation, biological process: regulation of flower development. The transcript is spliced from 2 exons. Gene Ontology annotation, molecular function: zinc ion binding; protein binding; DNA-binding transcription factor activity. Bases 73 to 1131 code for a protein of 352 amino acids. Gene Ontology annotation, cellular component: nucleus. The record is from RefSeq and is a predicted model, not a curated record.
UCAAAGUCUCUCUUCUCUGCAAACUCGAGCUUUAGUUUUCGACAAAGAACGACGCCAUUUUGGGACCGAAAAAUGGGAAUCCAAUCCUGCUGGACCCUUCCUGGGCUCUCCCCCAAGCCCUGCGACACCUGCAAGUCGUCUCCGGCCGCCGCCUUCUGCCGCGCUGACUCCGCCUACCUCUGCCUCGCCUGCGACUCCAGGAUCCACUGCGCCAACAAGCUCGCCUCCCGCCACUACCGCGUCUGGAUGUGCGAGGUCUGCGAGCAGGCUCCGGCCGUUGUCACCUGCAAGGCCGACGCCGCCGCCCUCUGUGUCACGUGCGACGCCGAUAUCCACUCGGCGAACCCGCUCGCCCGCCGCCACGAGCGCGUCCCCAUCGAGCCUUUCCUCGACUCCGCCGAGUCCAUCACCAAGUCCGCCGCCUUCCGCGACGCCGUGUCGUCUCCCAAGAACGACGACGCCGACUCCCUCCUCAUUCCCAACCUGAAUUUCGCAUGCAAGUUCGUCGACUCUCUCGACAUCAAGCCGGACAUGUACUUCCCGGAAAUGGACUCCAUACUCGAGUUUGACUACCCGAACCCGAUCCAGAGCUCCGGUAUGGACAGCGUGGUUCCGGUUCAACCCGACCCGAUUGCGCACUCUGCUGUCCUCCACCAUCCUCCUCAUGAGAAUUGCUUAGACAUUGACUUCUGCAGGAACAAGCUCUCUUCCACCUUCAGCUAUCCAGCUCAAUCUAUCAGCCAAAGCGUCUCCUCGUCGUCCAUGGACGUCGGAGUUGUACCCGACGGGAACUCGUUAUCUGAUAUUUCCUAUCCUUUCAUGGCGAACAUGAACAACCACGGCGUGGAGUCGGGUGUUCCGGGGACGGCGAGCCAAGCCACCCAGCUGAGGGGAGUGGACCGGGAGGCGAGAGUGAUGAGGUACAGAGAGAAGAGGAAGAACAGAAAGUUCCAGAAGACAAUCCGAUACGCCUCAAGGAAAGCGUACGCGGAAACCCGGCCAAGAAUCAAAGGCCGGUUCGCGAAACGCAAUGAGACCGAGACCGAGACGGAGGCCAUGGACCGGAUCUUCAACCCGGUGCCGGGGAGUUAUAUAGCAGACGCGCAAUACGGCGUCGUCCCGACGUUUUGAUUGUCAUAAAUUGUUUUUACUUUUAGAAAUGGUUAAAAGUUUUAUUACUAGAGGUGUAAUUUGGUAAGAAAAAAAAACAAAAAACAAAAGGGGACUACAGGGGUGGUGUUUUAAUGUGCCUUUUGAGCUACAUCGCUGGAGAGCCUUAAAUCGUUUGUGUUUCUAUUUGUCUUCAUCUUUUUAUAUCAUCAUUAUAUAAAAAAAAAUCUCAAAAGAUCACGGAUCUCUUUCUGUGUUCUGAUUGGUCCA